Plectropomus leopardus (leopard coralgrouper) is the source of this 992-nucleotide messenger RNA. The record is from RefSeq and is a predicted model, not a curated record. Lineage: Eukaryota; Metazoa; Chordata; Actinopteri; Perciformes; Serranidae.
CAGCAAAGUAUCACAUCGCGUUCACAGUUUUGUAUCUUAGCUCAGAUUAUGUGUUAAGAAAAGCUGUCGGUAGCUCAGUAGUUAUUACGAAAUCGUUUAUCUGUCUGUGUAAUUGUGUGUUGGUGUUAGUUUCGUUUUAACGUGUUUGAUGAUGAAUGGCUACGUGAUUAGCCAAAAGUCGGUAGCCUGUCCGUGACUGUAUCCACAACAAAAAUAAAGUUAGUUCACAUGAGUCAGAAUAAGUUUCACCGAUGGAGAUCACCCCGAAAGCAGCCAAAAUAAAACCAGUGUAUCCUUCACCCUGUGAUUCAGCGGAGUCAAGCCCCUGUGUGAGCAGAAAGAGGAAAAGGUAGUGUCACCAGCAGCUGAGCUCCUCCCUGAAGGAGAGGCUGAAGAGGACAAGGCGCUCCUUCACCUCUCCUCUCUCUGUGGCCAAACGCCUUUGUGUCGAUGAUGACGAGGAGGAUGGCCGACAAGUUUCAGCAGAUUCCCGGGAGACGAUUAAUAAUCCUCCACUGAUCAUGCCCAAAGUUGAUGUAAACAGAAAUGAGGAGAGAUCAGGGAGUGAGAGGUUUGCUGGACCCGAACCAACACAUCCUCCUCCUAAAGACAUUACACAACAACGAGACCAGCUGAGGAGGGACGUCAAAGACAAGACGGAGACUCUGCGCAGGCUUAAGAUGGUUAAAAUGUACAGAAGCAAGAAUGAUUUAACGCAGCUCCAAACCUUGAUCGACAAGUGGAGGAGUUGUGCUCAGGCUGCUCUGUAUGAGCUCCAGUCAGACGCCCCCAUAGACGGACGAAAGGCCAGCCUGUCGGAGCUCAUUGACCUCUUUGGUCUGGAUGAUGGCAUUCUGCACUUUGACCGCACAGAGGAAGACUUCACUACCUAAUUAAAAAUGAUCAUUAUGUCUUACAAAAAUACUGCAGAACAAUCACAUCAUAAAAAUUCAGAGUUAACUAAUUGUUUUAUUUGUUGCUGCUAUUUUGUU